Messenger RNA from Poecilia latipinna (sailfin molly), 2484 nucleotides. RefSeq lists its product as uncharacterized. Bases 146 to 1531 code for a protein of 461 amino acids. The record is from RefSeq and is a predicted model, not a curated record. Lineage: Eukaryota; Metazoa; Chordata; Actinopteri; Cyprinodontiformes; Poeciliidae. Gene Ontology annotation, biological process: DNA integration. Gene Ontology annotation, molecular function: nucleic acid binding. The transcript has a single exon.
UUCAAGUCGCUUUGAACAUUUUUCCAACUGGAAAUCUCUCCUGAAAGCGGUUGCCAGACUCAUUCACAUUGCUCAAAGCUUCUCAAACAAAAACAGUAACAGCUGUCGAGGUUGGCAUUACUGCAACAACAUUUCAUCUUCAGAAAUGGAUAAAGCAGAGCGACUGAUCAUUCACACAGUGCAACAACAGUGCUUCUCACAGGAAAUCUCUGCAGUCAAGAAAAACCAAAGACUACCAAAGAACAGCCCUAUUCUCAGACUCAAUCCAUUCAUCGACCGUGAUGGGCUCCUGAGAGUUGGAGGACGUUUGCAGCAUUCUAUGUUACAAAGAAAUGAGUCAAAUCCGGUCAUAAUACCCAACAAACAUCACAUUGCAACUCUGCUAGUGCGUCAUCAUCACAAGAGAGUGAAACACCAGGGAAGACAUCUAACAGAAGGAGCCGUUCGCACCAGUGGACUGUGGUUGGUUGGAGGUAAGCGGCUCAUAAGCACCAUCAUUCACAAGUGUGUGUUUUGCAGAAAGCUACGUGGACUGUCAGAACAACAGCUCAUGUCUGACCUACCUGAAGAAAGGCUCAAAGUGGACCCACCAUUCUCAUAUGUGGGCCUGGAUGUCUUUGGCCCGUGGGAGAUCGUGACAAAACGUACAAGAGGAGGCCAAGUAAACAACAAGAGGUGGGCAGUGUUGUUCACAUGCAUGUCUACCAGGGCCAUCCACAUUGAGAUUGUGGAAACAAUGACUGCCUCAAGCUUCAUCAAUGCUCUCCGGAGAUUCUUUUCACUCCGCGGACCUGCCAAAAAACUCAGGUCUGACAGAGGGACCAACUUUAUUGGCGCCUGUAAUGAGCUGAAACUAUCACCACAGGAUGCUAAUAACACAAUCAAAGACUAUCUAACAGAACAGAGGUGCACCUGGGAAUUCAACCCACCCCAUGCGUCCCACAUGGGUGGGACUUGGGAAAGAAUGAUUGGGGUUUCUCGCCGCAUUCUAGAUGCUCUACUCCUAGAUGUGAAGCAACCUCAGCUCACCCAUGAAGUCUUGGUGACCUUCAUGGCAGAGGUCACAGCUAUUGUUAAUGCCAGACCCCUUGUGCCGAUUUCCACAGACCCUGAAGCUCCACUGGUCUUAACACCAGCUAUGCUUCUUACUCAGAAAACAGGAGCUCCUCCUCCAGUUCCAGACAACCUGACAGAGAAGGACGUCUUCAAGAGCCAAUGGAAGAGAGUUCAAAUACUAGCCAACAACUUUUGGACAAGAUGGCAGAAAGAGUAUCUCUGCACCCUUCAAGGUCGUCAAAAGUGGCUCGUAAAGAAAACAAACCUCAAGGAAGGAGAUGUUGUCCUCCUGAAGGACUCCACUGCAAAGCGCAACGAGUGGCCCAUGGGACUUGUCGAGAAGACGUACCCCAGCAAGGACGGGCUUGUGAGAAAAGUGGAUGUAAAAGUUGCAAGACAUCAGGGUGUAAAGUCAUUCAGCCGACCAAUCUCAGAAUUGAUUCUUUUAUUGACACCUAGUAAUGUGGACAUUUGAUUUAGUGGCAUCUCUUACAGACGCCAGGCGGGGAGUGUAGUGAAACCUGUUUAAUUUAAUGUCAUUCAAUGUUAAGUUAAUCUACUGAGGCUAUCUAGUGGCAAAUGUUAUAAUUUUGUCUAUUACUGGCUUACUGACGCCAUCUUGUGGUCACUUUUAUUACUAUGACUUGUUUACCAGAAAGGAAGUAAGCCAUUGGUCCAUGUACUCCGAAAGAAGCCCUCUUUGUUGUGUUUUCUUUAAUCUAAGUGCAGAAACGGCAUCGUCUGUAAGUACUGUUCUAAUUUGCUUGUCAUAUAAAUCAUAAUUUGUAACCCGUUGACAUGUUUUAUGUGACGAUAGAUAUUUUUACUUGUGUUAGCUCGGCGCGUUAGCCUAGCUGGCAUUCAUUUUCUGUACCUUUGUGUGUUACAGUUUUACACGAUUCUCAUUAAACCCUGCUAAAGAACCAAAUGGAGUGCUUCUUGGUGGACGGAUGGGAAAGUGUUUAGCUACCUGUAUAGCUGAGUUACUGCUAAAAGUCACAGUGCUUAGCGAGGCCAGGACAAAGAUCAUUCUUUGUUUUUAAAGUGCUGGUUUUCCAAAAGUAAUUUUGAGGCUUUUAAACACCUCUCCAUUGUGGUACCUUGACACUGGAAACCACCCAUAUCUGCAAUCAAUUGUACUAUCCUAUAAACAAAACAUGACUAAGUGUACUUCAGUUUUCUUAUGGGUAAUUUCCAUCAACUGAUGACAGUACAAUAUGGAUUUCCACAAUACAGUCUGUAAUAACAAAAAAAAAAAAAAAAUCAACAGCAAAUGUUUCAAACCAUUUCUAUCCCACCAAGCAAAUUUUACUUAAAAUGACACAAAAUACGAGGGAUGUCCACUGAUUUCUAGAGCUGAUUAAACACUGAUUGGGAUUGAUUAAAUGUUUUUGUUAGGAGUAAAUUUGGAUGAGAGAGAUGGGAUAA